This is a messenger RNA of Biomphalaria glabrata, 4626 nucleotides long. RefSeq names its product zinc finger protein 493-like. The transcript is spliced from 2 exons. The record is from RefSeq and is a predicted model, not a curated record. Bases 1466 to 3883 code for a protein of 805 amino acids. Lineage: Eukaryota; Metazoa; Mollusca; Gastropoda; Planorbidae.
AACCGUUUCUAAGCGAGCAGGUAAGAGGAACCUGUUUACGAAAUUUCAAGUAAAUCCGUUUGAGGGGUUCCAGAGUUCUCUUGAGAGAUGAAUGGAGGAAGGAGUAGUAGUUUGCUCUAGAGUCACAUGAAACAACGUCUCUAAUUACUCUUCGAGAUGAAUCAGUCUUUCCACAACUACGGCACAAUCGAAGGAGGUCCACCUCAGCUCAUUGAUUUAGAAUAAAUUAGAUCUACACUUUAUUCAUUCAACGCCUACUGGCACACGAGGCAUUUAGGGACACAUAAACCUUUUUUGAAUUGAACCUGGUGUUAUAACCUAUGUGAUCUAGACUGUCGCCUCGAUGUCCCCAGACUCGUAGCCUGCCCGUCGCCACCCCAUUAGGUACAGGCUCAGGUUUAGGUUUGGAUUUAAUCAGCUUCAAUAGUGAAAGAACGUCGAAAUCAUGCAAACCAAAGGGUAUUUAAUCGAGUAUCUUAACACAUAUUUAAAAAACAACAACAACACAUUUUUAUGACAAAAGUAACAGUAAACGCUUGAUCUUAAUAUAACGUAAUGGAACAAUUCAGUCAGCUAUUCGGCCAAUGAGACACUUAACCUAACCAUAACCUCUGUUAUCACACCGCGCUCCGCUGGGGCGAGCAGUAGUACAACUUGAGAGUCGAGAAAUUAAUGUUUAUGUUCAUUUAAGAAAUAAUCAGAAUGAAAUAGCUCCGUCCUUUUGAUGCUGAGAUGUUGUGGCUACUUGUUAAACAUAGCCUAGCAAUGGACGAAGCCAAAUUAAGAUUGGUAUACAAUGAUUGUGUAUUGAACUUUUGAAAGGCGAUUUUGGGGGGGGGGGGGAAUAAGUGAUCUAGAUCUAUGAUUGGAUGACUAAAUAUUAAAACAUAUGUAAAGAGUGGACUAAUUUGAGAACAGUGAUCUUUCUUCUUUCAAUACAGUAACGUCUGUACCAUAUAAGAUAAGACAAGAUCUGUUCCUCGGGAAGAGCAAAGCAUCAAGAAAUUAUUUGUCAGUACUUCUAGAAUUCACGGGUAAAAAAAUGUGUGUAGUUCGGGGCAUUAUUAUAUGCAACGGGUUACGAAGAUGUGUUUGUGCAUACAUGUACUCUAUAGGUAAUAAAAGGUUUCAACCGUAACGCAGAAUUCUUCCUUUUUUUUUUUGUUUACUUUUUCGUCUUACACCGUUUGACACUAAAUCUAAUUGAUUUCCGGUUAACCGUCGAAGUAAACAAGUGUGAAACUUUAAAUUUUGAUAUCUUAUCAUGGCAGAGAAAAGACUUGGAGAAUAAAACAUGGUGUUCUAUACAGAUACAUGUGUCUGCUUAACGGAACUAAGAAUUCCAUUUGUUUUCUGAUAGGAUCAGGAGUAGUACCAAGUCAUCAUACAUUUUUAAAGCUGUAAAGAAAGUCAGACAAAUCAAAGACUGGAUUCUUUCAAUGGUGUUAGUCUGAGCUUGAGUUCCAUGGAUCUUCAGUCACGUCAACAGUUUCAAUGUGUGCAUUGUAACAGAAGGUUCAGGAGAAGACAUUCUCUGACUGUUCACUUGAAAAAGUAUCUGCUGGUAUACACGUGUACUCUGUGUAACAAGUCGAUGUCUGUACUGGAGAGUUUGAGAGUUCAUUUAUGGUGCCACUUCCAAAAGGGGAACUUAUGCACUUUAUGUAAUAAGUCUUUCAUAAAGAUCUCUUUACUCAAGGUUCAUUUGUUACGGCACGUUCUGGCAGAGAGUUGCCCCUACACAUGUCGUGUAUGCAACAGGAUCUUCCUCCUGGAAAGGACAUUCAGAUGCCACCAGUUGGCGCAUCUCCAUAAGAAGUUCUACUAUUGUGAUUCGUAUGGUAAUAAGUUUUACUCCAAGUUUGCAUAUCAAAGGCACAAACUGGCUUACUGCCACAAAGCGCAGUACAUGUGCCUUGACUGUAACAAGAAUUUUAAAACACUCAAAUACACGAAGCAACAUAUGAAAGUACAUAUUAAGCCAUCAGAAAAACAAGUUCUGUCUUUAAGAUGUGAAUUAUGUUUUAAAAUACUUAGAUCUCGUAGUGGAUUGCAUAAGCAUCUAGUUUGUCAUAUCAAAAGUAAGCAGCAUCACAUUUGUACCGGUUGCCAAAGAUCAUUCGCGCUUUAUAAAAGACUGCAGUUGCAUCGUCUUCACUGUCACCAGUUGGCGCACCUUCAAAAGAAGUUCUAUCAGUGUGAAUCGUGUGGUAAGAAUUUUUACUCCAAGUUUAGAUUCCAAAGGCACAAACUGACUUACUGCCACAAAGCGCAGUACACGUGCCUUGACUGCAACAAGAAUUUUAAAACACUCAAAUACAUGAAGCAACAUAUGAAUGUACAUAUUAAGCCAUCAGAAAAACAAGUCCUGUCUUUAAGAUGUGAAUUAUGUUAUAAAAUAUUUAGAUCUCGUAGUGGAUUGCAUAAGCAUCUAGUUUGUCAUAUCAAAAGUAAGGAUCAUCACAUUUGUACGGGUUGCCAAAGAUCAUUUGCGCACAAUAAAAGACUGCAGUUGCACCAGCGUCUUCACUGCCACGUGUACAAGUGUCUCGACUGCAACAAGAAUUUGAACUCUCCUUAUUAUAUGAAACAACAUAUGAAUUCACAUAUCAAUCCAUCAGUUCCGCUUUUAAAAUGUGAAUUUUGUUUUGAUACUUUUAGAUCUCAUGCUCACCUGCAUGUACAUAAAGUUUUUUUUUGCAAAUAUAAGGGUACUCAAGGACCCACCAACCAAUCAAGCCAGUCGAUAGGCCCAUUCAAAAUACAAAACCGUUUGAACUCGAAUAAUUAUCAAUCUUACCGGUCUCAGCCUAAGAAAAACAAUAAUUACGGUACUUCUAGUCAGCCGAAAGAUAAUACAGACAUUCCAAUAGAAUCCCAUAAUUUGACAGGAAGCCGAAAAUUCUUAAGCGAUGUGGUCUUUCAGUGUCAACAGCGAUUUUCUGGCGCGUGCCCUCAGUUUUGUAACAAGAAAUUGGAAAGACACUCCGACAUGACGAAACAUUUACAUUCACAGAUGAAGUCAUCAGAAAUGAUGAGCAAGUAUAAUACCCUGAGAGCAGCCAGAGAAUCAAAUCAGUCAAUGACCUCAUUCAAUAUACAUAAAGGUGUUCACCUUAACGAAUAUCCACCUAAACAAAUACAAAUCCAUCAGCAAGCUUUUCGUUCCCAUAGGGGUAGACAGACUAUGAACAUGAGCGCCAUGCGCGUAACUUCUAAAAAUCAUAAGGCUCAGUUUUAUUAUUGCCAAAUUUGCCUCCAGUCUUUCCUAGCUGAGUCUGAUUUAAAGAGACACCUGCUACUUCAUGGCGCGAAUGAGUGGCAUAAUCAUGGACAGAAUUAUUACAUUUUCCGCUUGGGUAAUGAGAAUUUCGCUACCAGCUCCUCGCUCAACAAUUGCAUUGACAGGCGUUCAGAUCUGACAAGACUGAACCAGAAGCUGAUAGAGGAAACCACGUUUCCCCCGUUGCACUGGGACGCAAAGGCUCAUGUGAUGCCUGAUUGUUCAUCUUACGGCCCUGACAGAGUCCACAAUUUGCAGGGACUACUACAUGGCCCUGACAGGGCCCACAAUAUGCAGGGACCACAACAUGGCCCUGACAGAGUCCACUAUUUACAGGGACUACAACAUGGCCCUGAGAGAGUCCACAAUUUGCACGGACUACAACAUGGCCCUGAGAGAGUCCACACCAUGCAGGCGCCAUGCUUUACAGAGAAAAUUACGGCACAUGUAUUCGAACACUGUCUUUACAACGGCAUGGAAAAAAGAAUCCUUCCCAUGAUCCCCAUGAUGUAUGAUCAUGCCAUGCCGUAUAAUUAUCACAAUGGACUUAAAUGUAACAGAGAGAGCUUCUCAAAUCAAUUUACCCUGCCUCAAUUCUAGAUUUUAAUCUGGAAAGUCCAAUGGAAGGAGUAGAAACUCUUUGAGAAUAGAAUGCUGUGAGAUUUAUAGUCCAGCAUUCUUAUUGAAGCACCAACAAGAGUUAUAAAUAUCAUAGGAUAUUUUGUUUUUAAAAAAACAUAAAACAAAGGGUCUUAGUAAAACAUAUUGCUCACUACAUUCUCUUGCCAGUUUCUCUAAUUGUUCUUAACUCUUCUUUUAGUUUAAUGCGUCACCAUGUUCCAUUCAUAGGCCUGUGUGUUCUGGGCAUCCCAUUCAUAGGCCUGUGUGUUCUGGGCAUCCCAUUCAUAGGCCUGUGUGUUCUGGGCAUUCCAUUUAUAAACCAUUCCAUUUACAAGCCUGUGUGUUAUGGGCAUUCCAUACAAAAGCCUGUGUAUUCUGACUAUUCCAUUUAUAGGCCUGUGUGUUCUGGACAUUCCAUUUAUAGGGCUGUGUGUUCUGGGCAUUCCAUUUAUAGGGCUGUAUGUUUUGGGCAUUCCAUGUAUAGACAUGUAUGUUCUGGCCAUUCCAUUCAUAGGCCUGUGUGUUCUGACCAUUCCAUUUAUAGGCCUAAGUGUUCUGGGCAUUCCAUUUAUAGGCCUAUGUUGCAUUGUUGAGUACUCUGUAGUAGUCCGUAUUGUUAUUCACAGAUAUUAGGGUCAUUAUAUGGGUUAAAAAUGGGAUUUGUUUCAGAUCUAAAUUACAUAUUUUGUUUUAUUUCCAAAUUGUGUGUGUGUGUGUGUGUU